This is a messenger RNA of Magnolia sinica, 3689 nucleotides long. Its product is annotated as AT-rich interactive domain-containing protein 4. The record is from RefSeq and is a predicted model, not a curated record. Gene Ontology annotation, molecular function: DNA binding. The coding region runs from base 1134 to 3458 and encodes 774 amino acids. Lineage: Eukaryota; Viridiplantae; Streptophyta; Magnoliopsida; Magnoliales; Magnoliaceae. The transcript has 15 exons.
AAAAAACAAAAGAAGAAAAUCAAACGAACAGCAGUCAUGAAAUCGAAUCGCGUUAGGAAACGAAAAAAAGCUAAAAAAAAGAAGAAAAAAAAAAAUCCAAAACAGCGACCAACCAAAAUCAAGAAAACCCAAUUUUGAAAUCGAAAAAUUUCGAAAUCCCCGCACCAUAAAAAUCCAACCUUUUCGAAUCUCAAAAGAGACUCUCUCUCUCUCUCUCUCUCUCUCUCUCUCUCGAUUGUGUUUUGUUUGGUUUUGACUUGGACGCGUUUGGGUAGGCACUGACACAUGCGCGGAAUUGAAUUUCGAUUUUAAUUUGGAUUUUUUUUUAAUUAUUAUAUAUAGAAGUGUCCUUUCGUUUUAUGUGAUUUUUCAAGGAGGGUGGGGUGUUUUUUUAGGGUUUCUUUCUUUUCUUUCCAUCCAUCUCUUUCUACACUGCUUUAUUAAGUCCUCUCUCUCUCUCUCUCUCUCUCUCUCUCGCUCGCUCGUUCUCUCUUUUUUAGGGAUUUUGGGGGCCUUGGAUGGGUGGUUUUCUCAUCUGGGUCGUUGAUUUUUCGUGGUUUUGGCAUCUGGGUCGUUGAUUUUUGUAGGUUUUGGCAUCUGGGUCGUUGGUUUUUGUAGGUUUUGGCAUUUGGGUGGGCGGUUUUGUUUGGUUUUGGCAUCUGGGUCAGUGGGUUUUCGUGGUUUUGGAAUCUGGGGUGUUGAUUUUUCUGGGAUUUGUGAUGUGGGUCGGCGGUUUUUCGUGGUUUUCUUAGCUAGGUCGUUGAUUUUCUGAGGAUUUCUCGUGUUGGGGGUUUCGCCUUCCUUUCGUGUGGGACGGUGGUUUUUGCUGAUUUCGUGAUCUGUUUUGGUGGGGUUUUCUCGAUUUGGGGGGAUUUUUUGGGGUUGGAUUUGGAAACAGAGGAGACGGUUUUGUUGGGUUUUUUCUCUUUGGCUUGGUGGGUUCUAGAUUUGUGAGAUUGGGUUGGAAAGGCUGAUUUCGGGUUUGAUUUAGUUUCUGACGCUGUGGUUUGAUUUUGGGUUGGAAAGGGCCAUAUUUUUAAUGGGGUUUUGAUUUUGUGUUGAGGACGGCAGCCUUGGAGAAAUUUUCAUUUCCCUGCAGCUGUGGUUUCAGUGUCAUGUGUAAUUUAUAAACAAUGUUUCAUGCCCAAGUUCCUCCGCGACAGACUUGCUGUCUCCUAGCGGUUUUCUGCAGAAAGGUUGCUGAUAAUCAGAAGCUGAAGGUUGGGGAUGGUCGGCCAUUGUAUCCCUUUCCGGAGCUCGUUUCUUCAGGCCGCCUCGAGGUUCAAACUCUUACAAAUCCGACGACUGAUGAAUUUAAGCAUGCUUUGGAAUCGUCGGAGCCAAAUUUUGUGUACUUACAAGGAGAGCAGCUUCUAAAUGAGGAAGAGAUUGGGCCUCUGAUGUGGGGGGACGUCGACUUGUCUUCUGUGGAAGCUAUAAGUGGGCUUUUUGGUUCCACAUUGCCAACCACAGUUUAUUUGGAGACUCCAAAUGGCGAAAAAUUGGCAGAGGCACUUCACUCAAAGGGAGUUCCUUAUGUUAUAUAUUGGAAGAAUGCAUUUUCAUGUUACGCAGCUUGCCAUUUUCGCCAAGCAUUGUUGUCAGUUGUUCAGAGCUCAUGCAGCCAUACAUGGGAUGCAUUUCAACUUGCGCAUGCAUCAUUUAGGCUCUACUGUGUGCGAAACAACCAUGUCUCGCCAUCCAACUGUCAAAAAGUUAGUGGUAAGCUUGGGCCCCGCCUGCUUGGGGAGCCUCCAAAGAUUAAUAUUGUGCCACCUGAGAAUGAAGUGGAGGAGGAAGAAGAAGGCUCACCGAAUGCUCCGGCAAUAAAAAUAUAUGAUGAUGAUGUGAGCAUGAGAUUUCUUGUUUGUGGAGAGCCAUGCACCUUGGAUGCAUGCUUGUUGGGUUCUUUGGAAGAUGGCCUCAAUGCUCUCUUGAACAUUGAAAUACGGGGGAGUAAGCUUCAUAAUCGUGUCAGUGCUGCUCCUCCGCCUCUUCAAGCCGGAACAUUUUCUCGGGGGGUUGUGACAAUGCGAUGUGAUAUCUCGACUUGUAGUUCGGCUCACAUAUCGCUUUUAGUAUCGGGUAGCGCACAAACGUGCUUUGAUGAUCAGCUUUUGGAAUGUCAUAUAAAGAACGAAGUAAUUGAGAAGAGCCAGUUAGUGCAUGCAGUGCCUAACUGUGAGGAAGGCAAACCCUCUUUUUCUGAGCCUCGGAAAUCCGCUUCAAUAGCAUGUGGGGCCACCAUAUUCGAAGUUUGCAUGAAGGUUCCGACAUGGGCUGCACAGGUUUUGAGGCAGCUUGCGCCUGAAGUCUCCUACCGUAGCUUGGUUACGCUCGGCAUUGCCAGCAUUCAGGGAUUGACUGUUGCUGCUUUCGAGAAAGAGGAUGCUGAACGCCUUCUUUUCUUUUGUACAAGGCAAGCAAAAGACCCGCAUCUGAAAGACACGGUUCUCUGUAGUCUGCCGAGCUGGUUUAAGCCACCUGCUCCUAGCAGAAAAAGGCCAGAGCCGUGCCAAGAAACAAGAUGUGUCACAAGUAGUGAUAUGGUGGACAAGAACGGAGUGAGGAAUCCAAAUGUAGAACAUGAGGACAUUAAGGAAACUGAAUUGAUAGAACGGGCUCGCAUGCCGUUGGUACCCGUUAGACUGAAAUUGAAGGUAGCUGCCAUGAGGCCUGUUCCUCACACACGGCAACACAAAAUGCUGCCGUUUUUGGGAAUAUCGGAAGCCAACAUGUAUGAUGCGAACCAGGCAAAGGCUAGCUUGCCGAUCGUUCCCUCCACGAAGCACAAUCACGUGCCCCCACCUCCCACCACACAUCGAAAAUCAAUGUCAAGUUCUUUUCAGGCUCAGCAGAUUAUUUCUUUGAAUCCACUGCCGCUGAAGAAACAUGGGUGUGGUCGGAGUCCGAUUCAAGUUUGUUCAGAAGAGGAAUUUCUGAGGGAUGUCAUGCAGUUUCUAAUCCUUCGUGGGCAUAACCGGCUUAUCCCUCAAGGCGGGCUGGCCGAAUUCCCAGACGCAAUACUCAAUGCGAAGCGUCUGGACCUGUACAAUCUAUAUAGAGAGGUGGUUUCUCGUGGAGGGUUUCAUGUUGGGAAUGGCAUCAAUUGGAAAGGACAGGUUUUCUCGAAGAUGCGCAACCACACGAUGGCCAACAGAAUGACUGGUGUUGGGAAUACAUUAAAAAGGCACUAUGAAACGUAUCUCUUGGAGUACGAAUUAGCACACGACGACGUUGAUGGAGAGUGCUGCUUACUCUGUCACAGUAGUGCUGCUGGCGAUUGGGUGAAUUGUGGCAUAUGCGGGGAGUGGGCCCACUUUGGUUGUGAUAGACGGCAGGGUCUUGGCGCAUUCAAGGACUAUGCGAAAACGGAUGGGCUAGAGUACAUUUGCCCGCACUGUAGUCUAACCAGUUUUCGGAGGAAAUCGCAGAAAACAGCAAAUGGGUAUUCGUAAACAUAGACGGUUUUGUGGUCCCAUGUAAUCUUUUCUUUUUUAAAAUAUCAUUUUCUUUUUAAAUCCUUUUUGAAAUGCAUAAGAGAAGGCCCCAAUUUGUAAUGAGGCUGGUUUGUAUUACUAUUGUUACCCAUCAAAGGUGGUGUAGGCUACAUCAUAUAUUUUUACGGUCCUUUGAAGCCAUAAUUUACAGUGAAAUGGAAAAGAAGAAAAUGCCAACAUCCUAACACA